This is a messenger RNA of Anopheles aquasalis, 1594 nucleotides long. It is a transcript of the gene Rad1, whose product is annotated as Radiation insensitive 1. Gene Ontology annotation, biological process: DNA damage checkpoint signaling; DNA repair. NCBI's taxonomy places the organism in Eukaryota, Metazoa, Arthropoda, Insecta, Diptera, Culicidae. The record is from RefSeq and is a predicted model, not a curated record. Gene Ontology annotation, cellular component: nucleus; checkpoint clamp complex.
UGCUGCUGCUGCUGCUGAUGGUGACUACGGUCGGUGGUCCGCCUGGUGGUUGGUGGAUCUCGGUACAAACAAUAACCGCGAUCGACGCGUCGAACCCCGUCGUGUGCGUAGGCCUCGUCGUGGCACGAAUUUAUGUGAAGUUGAAAAAUCACAUCUACUGGAAUUGGAAGCGCUUUUCGGUAAAGCACUACUGGAACGUGCCCUUGGAUUAGUCUACGGCAAACAACCGAUCGUGCUCUAUCAAACAAAAAUCGAAACGAUCACGUUGGUGGAAGUGCCUGGAUCGAAAGCGGCAACCUUUUACAAAAUAUUACAUCCAGGCAAUUUUUGUGCCUGUGAGUCCUUCCGUCGACUCGUCCUGAAGGAGCAGCAUCAACCGCUCUGCAAACAUCUUCUAGCAGCACGCUUAGCCCUUGCGCUGAACCGCAUUCACAAGGAGACACUACGCGAUGAUCCGCUGGCCGAACUAAAGAAACAAUUUGCACGCGAUUGCUUAAAGUUUAUGAGUCCUCCGAUUGCUGGAGGAUCCGAGGAGAAACGAAACAGUUAGGCAAGCAGUUUAAUGCAAAGAACAAAGGUGCUGCUCAGCAAAGGAAUCGUACAUAAUCGCAACAUGGUGACCCAAACGCAGUACAGCCAAAUACAGUUCCAGGCGGUGGUGAACAAUUUGGCCACGUUUCACAACGUUAUAAAAGCCAUUAAUUUUGUCGAGAACGCUAUGAUACAGCUCAGCAAGGAAGGCCUGCAAGUGACCGUUGAAGAUGCCAAAAGUAUUCAAGCGGUAGCACUCAUCAAACGGACCUGUUUCUCGGAGUACAGUCUUAAUGCUGCUACGACGGCGACGGCUCCGGCAGAGGGGGGUACGGCGGAACCGUUCGCAUCAUUCGGGCUGAAUCUGAAGGUCUUCACCGAUUGCUUGAGCAUGUUUACAACGAGUGAGCUGGAUUCGAGUCUUAAGCUUCUGCGCAAAGGACCCCGUGCACCGUUAAUCGCCAUACUGGAGCAGCACGGCGAGGACAGUUUGAUCACGGAGUGCUCGAUUCGCACCAUGGAACCGUUCGAUUGCAUGGACUUGGAGUUUACCGAUGACCAGCAAAUCGUGAGCAAGUUUGCGGCCAAAGGUACGGACUUUUUCCAGUUGCUUGGCGAAAUGGAUAGCAACUGUGCGGAGAUUGAAGUCAGCAUUACGCCAUCGCAGCUGAAGUUUGAAACUUUCGGUGAACUCCACAUGAACGCUAGCGUAGAGUUGUCCAAUGAUAGCGAUAUCCUCAUCAGCUUCAACUGCUCGCAAACGAGCACCUAUCGUUACAAGUUUCAGCAUUUUAAGCUGAUUAUGCGUACACUAGCGCUUGCAUCGCAAGUGGUCAUUAGUACCAAUGGCGAGGGUUUGCUCGGGCUGCAGGUAAUCAUUGAAAACAACGAUAAUUCCAUGUUCUACGUGCAGUACUUUAUCCUCCCGCUGGUGCACGAUAACGAUUCAGUGAUGAAUUAAAGGCAAUCAAUCCUUGAAAUCAACAUAAAGAACAUACAAGACCAAGAAUGUAAAGCCGAAAUAUUUGAAACCGAUAUAUUUGAAAUAAAAUGGAAAUUUUGU